CUGGGAGGAGAGCUCAUGAGACAAGCAGUUUGCGUUUUAAUAGAGAACUUGUCACUUUCCAGAAUGCCCUUUAAAGGUGACGCUGUGAUCGAUGGCUGGCAGUGGCUGAUAAAUGAUACUCUGAGAAGUCUCCACCUCAUCUCAAGCCAUUCCAGACAACAGAUCAAGGACGCAGCUGUCUCUGCUCUGUCUGCUCUCUGCAAAGAAUACUAUAGGAAGUUGCCUGGAGAGGCAGGUCCUGCCAUUGAAGGUGAGUGAGUGGGCAGGGAGAGGGUGGAGCCUGAAAGCAAGGGGCGGAGCCAGGCAGUGGAAGCCCAGCUGUCUGUGCCCCUGCUGGAGUUACUCUUUCAGGACCCAGCUGAUGUGACCCCAUUACACAGGACCUUCACAGGGCUCCUCCUGGGCCACAUGGGUUUGGAGGCCGUCAUGUCCUUGGUCUGUCUGGCCAGACUAGCUGCCCGAGUAGUGAUCAUCUCUGGAGAAGGAGCCUUCUCCAGGCCUUCCUGCCCUCUGUGGAAGCACUCUGUUCACUUCAGCAGUGCUUCUUAAGGUCGUUUUUGAAUGAACUUUUUCCAGUGGUUUGUUCUUUGGGGAUUCCUAUUUUAUACUUGUUGGAGCUUUUUAUCUUUAUACUGUUUUUCUCAAUCUUUCAGCCUCUUUUUUUUCUCUUCUUUUUAUUCACUUUCCAUGUUUCUGCUAUUGGCUUCUCCUUGCUGUCUCUUUGCUUUUCACAUGCUUAUUUUCUUUCUUUUUUUGUUUUUUUUUGUGGUACUGGGCUUUGAACUCAGGGCCUACACCUUGAGCCAC
Messenger RNA from Castor canadensis (American beaver), 807 nucleotides. Lineage: Eukaryota; Metazoa; Chordata; Mammalia; Rodentia; Castoridae. The record is from RefSeq and is a predicted model, not a curated record.